Messenger RNA from Haemonchus placei, 570 nucleotides. The record is from the annotation of a GenBank genome assembly. Lineage: Eukaryota; Metazoa; Nematoda; Chromadorea; Rhabditida; Trichostrongylidae.
AUGAGAUUGUUUCUUGCCUCGAAUCCUCGAUUUCAGGGUUUCACAAUGUUUUUUCACUUGUCAAUGGAACAUGAAGUAUGUCUUCAUCCCAAGUAUUUUGGAGCAAAUUUGAAUGAAACUAUCAAAAUGAAGCUCUUUGCCGAAGUGGAAGGCACGUGUACCGGCAAAUUCGGAUUCGUCAUCGCUGUGACAACAAUCGAUACAAUAGGACAUGGUCUUAUUCAGCCUGGACGCGGAUUUGUUAUAUAUCCUGUUAAAUAUAAAGCGAUAGUAUUCCGACCAUUCAAAGGGCAAGUUGUUGAUGCAGUAGUCAAUCAGGUUAACAAAGUUGGUAUAUUUUGUGACAUCGGUCCUCUGUCAUGCUUCAUAUCGCGGCAUUGCAUUCCUCCAGACAUGGAGUUUGAUCCGAACUCAAACCCACCCUGUUAUAAGACCGAGGACGAGACUUCAAUAAUAAAGCAGGACGAUGAAAUUCGGGUGAAGCUUAUUGGAACCCGAGUGGAUGCUAACGAUAUAUUCGCCAUUGGCACGCUCAUGGACGACUUUUUGGGCCUUUGUUCCACGGAAUGA